UCUUGCACGUGUAAGAAAAAGUUCCGAAAAAAGUGAGUUUUCCGUAAUUAUAUUUGCAUAUUAUAUUUAAAUCAAAGUUGCGAUAAUGUAGUAUUCGAUUAUUCAUAAAGUGAUUGAAAUCUUAGUGAUAAAGUUCCGCUUUCUCGUCUCGAAAAUUAUUGUGCACGUGGUCAGGUUAAAAUUUACAGAUUCGUAAUUUGCAUCGCGUUUUUGUUAAUUAUCUCGUAUCCAUAACUUGAACCCAGAAAAGAAAAAAGUGCUGUGUAGAUUAUUAGAUAAUUAUUUUCUCAAUCACAUAAUUUUUUAUUCUUUUUUUCUUAAAAAUCAGCAAGUGGAAUACUCGCCCCUGAGCAUAGGCAAUUUUCCUUGCGUCUUGAGUUCGGGUACAAUCUGAAAGUGGCGCUAAUGUAAUCGUCUCAUUGAGCGGGAACGCGAGUGAUCGAGUGUUACUGUUUUAUAAAUUAUCACAAAUAUAAAAAGAACUUUAUUUUUACAUAAAUUUAAUGAAUUUAGUAUUAUAUUUAAAAAAUUUUACUUUAAAAAUGUUUUGUGUGAAAUACGGGGGUUUAAAUUUCGCGCGCCUUCGUAUGCGCAUGACGCGUACGACUUGAAGUUGGCAACAGAGGUCCUCGCGAUCGCCAUUUUACUUUUCAAUAGUUUGUCAAGUUAUCAAACAUUUUACGUAACAUUUUAGUUAUUUUACAGUUAUCAUUUAGAAUUUUCAGUGUGUAAAGUAAUAAAUAUUAGUUCUCAAAGUGCUUAAUAUACGUACACUUAACUAAAAUAGAUAAAAUUUUCACUUGUGUACGAAUAUACAGUGUUCGCGUCGUUCGCCGGUAGAUUGAUGUCGUGAGUAGGAAAUGUUAAAAGUAUACAUCAAUAUUUUGUUAAAAAACACAUUAAUCUACUAUAAAUUUCAAUAGAAAUCGAGUCAAAUAAGUUUAUAUUUUUAUUAUUCAGUUGUACAGUAAGCUAUCUUUCCGCGAGUAAAAAUCUUGUUUGCUUUUCAUUCCUUCUGAAAGUGAGGUUAUGUUUAUCAAUUGUCGGAAUGCCGGUUGAAAUAAAUUCCUCAUUUGUUUUGAUUGCAUUGUUAAAAAUCGUACAACUAACAAUGGAUCGAGUAUUUAUGAAAACAUUCAAUGUGUUUUAAAUGUUUCUUGGAUUUAUUUUCGAUUAUUCUCGUUUAUCGUUAAGAUAUAAAUACCGUUUAAUCGUUUCGAACAUUUUCACAAAAGUUUGUAAACGGAAAAUUAGAAUGCGAAUUUGAAUAUUUCGAAGGUAUAAAAGUUAGAAGUAAGCAGUGCGCGUUUUAAAGCAGAAUAAAAGUGAAGUGAAUAAAGUUUCCCUUUGGAUAAACGGAUUACUUGGAUAAACAGCAGGAGAUUCUGAAAUCUGGAUUGGACAAUGGGACGCUUUUCAAUGAAAGGUGAUCCUAUGAUAACAUCCUCUCUGAAGGGAAAACAAGGCAAAGAUGGACCCGAUGAGAAGAAGGAUGCUGACGGUGAGCUUUGGGGUAACGUCGAAGCUCAAGCUGCCUUUCUUGGACCAAAUCUUUGGGACAAAACACUACCCUAUGAUGCCGACCUGAAGGUAUUAAACCAUUACGUGGACCUGGAUGAAUUUUUAUCCGAAAAUGGCAUCCCGGUGGACGGAGGAGUGGCUGGUGGUGGGCAGGGUACAAUGCAGGGAGGACAACUUCACAAGAUCAAUGGGAAUGAUGUCACUGGACAUCAGGGACCAGCGGGUCUUCAUCUCGAGCCAAUAACGAAACGUGAGAGAUCACCAUCGCCCAGCGAGUGCUGUUCGCCAGACACUUUGAACCCGCCAUCACCGGCAGACUCCAAUUCCGUGGAUUCGUCACGAAUACAAUAUGGCUUGUCUCUUGUAGCGCUUUCGAUGGCGUCAUCGGGGCGAGAUUUCGAUCCCCGGACUCGCGCCUUCUCCGACGAAGAACUCAAGCCCCAGCCGAUGAUCAAGAAAUCCCGAAAGCAGUUUGUUCCGGAUGAUUUGAAGGAUGACAAAUAUUGGGCACGUCGUAGGAAGAAUAAUAUGGCCGCAAAACGUUCAAGGGAUGCGAGACGCAUGAAGGAGAAUCAAAUAGCUCUCAGAGCUGGAUUUCUCGAAAAAGAGAACAUGGGCCUACGGCAGGAGUUGGACCGGUUAAAGAACGAGAACAUGUUACUUCGUGAUAAGCUCAGCAAAUACACGGACGUCUAACCGGGAGAGUAUUUCUGCUCUUGCUCUUCGUCGACUCUUUCUCGCCGCACUUGUAGUCAUUUUACGAAAGUCAUGACCGCGUCGUAGAAAAAAAAUUCACACACACAUACACUCAAAAAAGAAAAAAAAAAGAAAAACGAGGACACAUUUUUUUCUUUUUGAAACAAGAAAAAGGAGAAAAAAACUCACGAAAAAAAUCUUUUCCUACUCAAGAAAAAAAAAAGAAAACCAAAGGAAACUAUUUCAAAAGAAGGACAGCAGGAAAUUUUUCGAAAAACAUGCAGAGUUAAUCGUAAAAGAAAUAGAUUUUUUGUAAAGAAAUAGUUUUUCGAAAGAAAAAAAAAAUUGAGAAAAGAUUUUCAAGAAAAAGAAAUGGGGAAAAAAGGAGAAAAAGUUUUGGAUGAAUCAAGGCGCAGAAUAUUGGAAAAUUAGUGAGAAAAAGAGACGGACGACGAGGAAGAUAAAGAAAAGAGAGAGAGAGAGAAGGAGAAAGAAAGAGAAGAGAGGAAAAGAAGAAGAAGAAAAGAAGCAGUGCCCUUAAUUUUUACUUCCUUUUUUUUUGCGCAAUAUCUUUAUCUCUGUCGUCUUCCUCUCGUCCAAAAAUCCCUCCUUCCUCCGAUCCUUUUUUACUCCUUUCCCUCUUUUCUUUUUUUCCCCCCUGACCCCCAUACACAAUUAUUAUUGUCCUCUUUUCAUCACUUGUACAUAGUUAUAUGUAUAGUUAGAUUAUAUAUAAAUAUAUAAAUAUAAAUGAUAUCGAUAUAUCCUAAUACAGUAUGAACAAUACUAGGACAGAGAAAAAGAUAUAUUGUUUAUUAAAUAAUUGUAUCUGCGCCUACCGAGAGAGAAAGAGAGAGAGAGAGAAAAACAAAAUUUCACGCAUAUUUACAGAUAUAGAAAUCCUAUAAUAGCAGGUAUAUUAUAAUAUACAAUUAAACAAAAUCAACAGAAUGAUUAAAAAAAAAACUCGAGAGAAAAACGACCCACACGUAUGUUAAAUGAAAUAAAUCUCGCAUUAAAAAAAUUAACGAUCAAGUUUUAAUACAGGCUCC
Molecule: messenger RNA, 3269 nt
Organism: Leptopilina heterotoma
Lineage: Eukaryota; Metazoa; Arthropoda; Insecta; Hymenoptera; Figitidae
Gene: Pdp1
Product: thyrotroph embryonic factor
Exons: 7
Coding region: 1405-2217 (270 amino acids)
Biological process (GO): regulation of transcription by RNA polymerase II
Cellular component (GO): nucleus
Molecular function (GO): DNA-binding transcription factor activity, RNA polymerase II-specific; RNA polymerase II cis-regulatory region sequence-specific DNA binding
Source: RefSeq, a predicted model, not a curated record